Messenger RNA from Ectocarpus sp. CCAP 1310/34, 3457 nucleotides. Lineage: Eukaryota; Phaeophyceae; Ectocarpales; Ectocarpaceae. The record is from the annotation of a GenBank genome assembly.
AUGGAGAAGGCCAUCAACAGGCUACACAGCAAGAGGAAGCAACGGGAGAAUGACCGUCCUAUUCCCGACGACCUCGCCGUCGUUGCCUCCAACGAGCAGCUCGAGGAAGACCUCGCUGCCCUCCUGGAGCUGAAAAGACAGGGAUUGAUGAUCGAGGGGCUCAGUGUCAACACCGUGUUCCUCGGCGGGCUCACCCGCCUAAGCAAGCGCUCCAAUAUUUUCGCGACCGUUCGGGCGGGCGGGGGCAGGCCCGAGGGCGGUCUCCUGUCCGCCGAAGAACACCUUGCUAUUGCUAGGAAGGACGAAGAAGAGAAGGAGGCAGCUGAGAAAGCAAAGGCAGAACGAGCAGAGGCAAGGGCAGCGGGGGAGGCCNGGGAGAGCCGGAGGGCGAGGCGCAGGGAGGAGUGGGGGGCGAGGCGAGGGAAGGGGUGGAGGGCGGGGAGAGAUGAGCGUGGGGGGUGGGCAAAGGGGAAGGGCAAGACGGGCGUGACCAGGGACAGGGUGGCCAGGGCCGCCCCGCAGGUGCUCGCGGAGACGGAAGGAGGGCGGGUAGACGGGUGGGGGCCGGUGCUCGCGUCCAAGGAGGAGCCGGACGGCCGAGAGGGGCGGUGGUUCCCUUGGUUCAGCCGCCGCAGCCGGCGGCCCCCGUUUCUUCUCGAGGACGGCAACAGACCCCGACACGAAUCGUUGAUGUUUAGACUAGAUGCUCUACGGUUGUCGUUUCUUCAGGGGUAGUCUACGCGGUGGAUGAGUUAUUCGAGUCAGACGUCAGCAUACGCAUUUCGAGCGUCUAGGUGCCGAUAUGCAUCUCAGGAAUAGCAUGUUGUUGUGCUUAUUCAGCUCUUGGGAGUAAUUUUGGAUCAUGCCACGGGGAGCAGGAGGGGAGGGGGGGUUGCCUACAGCUGUUUUCCGGAACCCCGGGGACGUUGAAAUGCUGUCCCCGGGCCUGAAGAGCUUUUGAUCGUUUUUGCUGCUUCGCGACUUGAGAUGAUCGCCUUGAAAGGACCUUUCGAUGGGGCGUUCGGGUGGUGGGAAACAGUUUCGAUUUUCUGCGACAAGUCUCACCGCAGCACCAAGCUGCUUCUUGCCUUUGCCGAGUUUACGUGUUUGAACGCAUGAAAAGAGGCGUCAAAUGAGCCUCAGACGUCAUUGUUUUUUUUUAAAGUAAAACUGCUGUGCCUUUGUGGUUUGCAGGGCUAUGUAUAAAUGAUCGGGGUGCACUCCAGGACUGGGGGUCAGGGGGGGGGGCGUACUCUUAUGUUUUGCAUGCCUUAGCGACAUUGACCACGCGUCCUCGAGAGGACGGAACAUUGUUCCCGCAGGACCGAUCACCCAUGGCCAAUCGUUCCAUUCUACUUUGCCGAAGGUGGCUCAAAAAUGUCUUUCCUAGUCUGUCUAUCCUAACAAUAUCCAUUACCGCCUUUUCAACCCACCUCCUUUGCCCCAGUACAGCUACCGUCCUUUCCUCUCUAUUCCAUGCCUCAAACAUCUCCCUGUACGUUCCAUCUAUUUUUCCCAGCUCAGUCACGUACACUUCCCUCUCCUUCUUGUACAACGGACAUUCCGCGACUACAUGAACACGGUCUUCGCAUUCGAAGCCGCAAUCACAUUUGAACUCGUCGUCUUCCUCGUCUACCGUCCUAUGUCUUCGUCGACGUUCUCGAAGGCCUAUGUCCCCGGUCCUGAAUUUGACCUUAAGCUUUGUUCCUGCAUCCAUUGGUCCAUGUAGGUAGUCCUUGAACCCUAUUCCUUCCUUCAACAUUCCGUACACUUCUAGACCCUCCUUAUCCUUGGAUUCUUUCCUCAGAUUCUGUUCUUCUCUCUCGGCACAAGCAACAGAUAUCUUCUCCUUGAACCCCUGUAGACCCUCCGUUUCCAGCGUUUCAUCUUCGUCGAUGUCGAGCCCCUUCCAUACGUCCUCUACAACCUUGACCCAUUCCGUGGGUUGUCUACCCCUCUUUUUGUUUGCCCACUUCGCCUCCCAUACAAUUCUCGGCAACCUCUCCUCUCCCAUCCCGCACAUGCGAUACUGCCAGGUCAGCUUCCUCGCGUCUCUUCCCGACCGUAGGGAUUGGAUCCCCAAUUCUGCCCUCACGGCUGCAUUACUUGUGCGCCUGGAGCAUCCUAGGAUGGUUUUCGCUGCUUUCAUCUGCGCCGCCUCGAGUUCUUUCACUACCUUCUUAUUUCCUUCCCAUACUUCUCCGGCGUACUCUAGCGGCGGUACGAUUACGCUCUUCAAAACCGUCAAUUUGAUGCGUGUAUCGAGGUGCCGGUUUGCGAGUAUUGGGUGCAGCUUCCCUGCUCGUGCUUUGCCCUUUUCCGCUACCUUGGACAUGUGUGCAUUCCACGAGCAGUCUUUUGCGAUCUCUACUCCAAGGUAUGUGUACUGGUCCACUACUGCAAUCUCCUCGAUCCCCCACUUCCAUCUAUGUUCUACUGGUUCCUCCUUGUUCUCGUUGCAUACCAUGACGGCACUCUUCUGAACGUUGGCAGACAAUCUCCACUUAUCAGUAAACUUCUUCGCCGCGUCAAUUUGCAGUUGCAGUCCCUCAGGGGUGUCCGACAUACCGACAAAAUCAUCCGCAAACAGCAUUCCUGAAACCGACGUUUCCGUGUCCCCUACUUUUACUCCCUUCCGGACUGCCUCUACGACUUCCAACAGAUCGUUGAUGAACACCUGGAACAAUGUUGGGGACAGCGUGCAACCUUGUGGGACCCCCUGCUCAAUGUCGAAGAAUUUUGACAGUUCUCCGUCUAGCAUGACCGCGCUUUUCGUGCACUCUGUCAUCUUCUUCAGCACCCUCCACAAUUUCCCCUUGAUCCUGUAUUGGACAGUUGUUUCCACAACCCAUUUCUCCAUACGGUGUCGUAUGCCUUUUUCACGUCCAGGAAGAAGCAGUACGUCGGCUUUCCCGCCCUCUUUCUACCUUGGAUGAUUCUCCCUACCGUGAACACGUGGUCUACGCACCCCCUCUUCUUGCGGAAACCUGCCUGGCCCUCACUAAUGCUAUGUUCCUUCUCCAAUACUCCCACUAUCCUAUCGUUCAACAGCUUACAGAACACUUUUCCUACUGUGUUCAACAGUGUGAUCCCCCUGUAGUUUCCUGGGUCAGUCUUGUCUCCUUUCUUGAACAAGUUCACAACCACUCCUUCCCUCCAUCUACUUGGCGUAUACUCGUUUUUCCACACCCAAUUGUAUAGCAGUACCAUCAGCUGGAUCAUCCCCUUCCCCCCAAACUUCAUGAACUCGUUGACUAUCCCAUCCGCUCCUGCUGCUUUGUGGCACUUCAGCUUGUUCACACACGCCUCAACCUCGUCCUCAGUGAACUCCUUUUCUAGUUCUACGUUCCCAACGUCUGCCUUCGAUGUCGCUUCUUGUUUUUGGGCCCACGCGUCCACCUCCUUCUUAAACACUUGGUCAAAAGCUUCAUUCUCCGAGGGCACUCCAAGUCUCUUG